Molecule: messenger RNA, 708 nt
Organism: Lemur catta (Ring-tailed lemur)
Lineage: Eukaryota; Metazoa; Chordata; Mammalia; Primates; Lemuridae
Product: ly6/PLAUR domain-containing protein 5-like
Exons: 1
Coding region: 67-708 (213 amino acids)
Cellular component (GO): plasma membrane
Source: RefSeq, a predicted model, not a curated record
GGGUCAGGAACCCUGCAGUGCUACAGCUUUGAGCACACCUACUUCGGCCUCUUUGACCUCAGUGCCAUGAAGCUCCCCAGCGUCUCCUAUUCCUUUGGAUGCUUUGAGGCCGUCCUGUCCCUGGACACUGGGUAUCGCGCACCGGUGAGCAUGGUGCAGAAGGGCUGUGAGACAGGCCGGCCUACGGGCCAGAUGCAGUCCAACCGGGACGCCCUGCUGCCUGACUACUCGGUAUUGCUGCCUGACUGCUUGGUGGUGCGCAGCUGCGCGACUGACUUUUGCAACGCCGACCUCGCGACCCAUGACACCAUUCCCAACCUGAGCCAAGCUCCCAACCCACAGACGCUCAGCGGCACCGAGUGCUACGCCUGCGUGGGGGUCCAUCCGGAGGACUGCGCCCCCGAGAAGUCCCGACGGGUCCAGUGUCACCAGGACCAGAGUGUCUGCUUUCAGGGAAAUGGCAGAAUGACAUUCUGCAACUUCUCAGUCCCUGUGUACAUCAGAACCUGCUACCGGCCCUCCUGUACCACCAUGGACACCAUCAGACCCUGGACAGACAUCGACCUCCGAGGCUUCUGCUGUGAAGGGCACUUCUGCAACAGGAACUUGGUGACCCAGUCCUACACCACCUCUUUGGCCCCUGUCCCUCCCCUGGCUCCCCAGGUCAUGGUGCUGCUCCUAGAGGUUCUUCUGCUGGUCGGGCUCUAG